AUGCGUGAGGUCAUCUCUAUCCACGUCGGUCAAGCCGGUGUCCAGGUUGGAAACGCGUGCUGGGAGCUCUAUACAGUUGAGCACGGUUUGACCGUACCCGACGGUCGUAUCACCAAAGGCUCGGUCGCCGAAGGCGACAAUGGAUUCUCCACCUUUUUCUCCGAAUCCACCAAGGGCAAACACGUUCCUCGCUCUCUCUACAUUGACUUGGAGCCCAAUGUCAUUGACGAGGUGCGCAGCGGCACCUACAAGGACCUCUUCCACCCCGAGACCUUGAUUACCGGCAAGGAAGAUGCCGCUAACAACUAUGCUCGUGGUCACUAUACCAUCGGAAAAGAGAUGAUCGACACCACCAUGGACCGCAUUCGGCGCUUGGCAGACAACUGCUCUGGUCUCCAGGGCUUCUUUGUCUUCCACUCGUUUGGCGGUGGUAGCGGUUCCGGUUUCGGAGCGCUCUUACUAGAACGCCUCAGCCAGGAUUACGGAAAAAAGUCCAAGCUCGAGUUCGCUGUUUACCCAGCUCCUAAGAUGUCCAGCUCUGUGGUUGAGCCCUACAACGCCGUGCUUACCACGCACACGACCCUUGAGCACUCCGACUGCUCCUUCUUGGUCGACAACGAAGCGAUUUACGACAUCUGCAAGCAGCGCUUGGGGAUCACAUCUCCUGGGUUCACCAACCUGAACCGUCUGAUCGCCCAGGUCGUCUCUAGCGUCACUGCAUCGCUCCGUUUCGAUGGUAGCUUGAACGUGGACUUGAACGAGUUCCAGACCAACUUGGUUCCUUUCCCUCGUAUUCACUUCCCUCUCGCCACUCUUGCUCCUAUCAUCUCUGCUGCCAAGGCACAGCACGAGCAGAACUCGGUUGCAGAGAUGACCUUCUCUUGCUUCGAGACCGGCAACCAAAUGGUCAAGUGCGAGCCUCGCGAGGGCAAAUACAUGGCCUGCUGCUUGUUGUUCCGUGGAGACGUCAUCCCUAAGGACGUCAACGCUGCGAUCUCGACAAUCAAGACCAAGCGUACUAUCCAGUUCGUCGACUGGUGCCCUACCGGCUUCAAGCUCGGUAUCUGCAAUGAACCUCCCGCCGCCGUUCCUGGUGCGGACUUGGCACCCGUCUCGCGCAGUCUGUGCAUGUUGUCCAACACCACUGCCAUCUCGAGCGCCUGGACACGCCUUAACAAGAAGUUCGACCUUUUGUACUCCAAGCGUGCCUUUGUUCACUGGUACGUCGGUGAGGGUAUGGAAGAAGGUGAAUUCUCCGAGGCACGUGAGGACUUGGCUGCCCUCGAGAAGGACUACGAGGAGGUUGGCAUUGACUCGGCCGAUGCUGAGGAAGAGCCCGAAUACUAA
Molecule: messenger RNA, 1347 nt
Organism: Rhizoctonia solani
Lineage: Eukaryota; Fungi; Basidiomycota; Agaricomycetes; Cantharellales; Ceratobasidiaceae
Product: Tubulin/FtsZ family, GTPase domain
Exons: 6
Coding region: 1-1347 (448 amino acids)
Biological process (GO): microtubule cytoskeleton organization; mitotic cell cycle; nuclear migration by microtubule mediated pushing forces
Cellular component (GO): microtubule; spindle; nucleus
Molecular function (GO): structural constituent of cytoskeleton; GTP binding
Source: RefSeq, a predicted model, not a curated record